UCGGUGCGGCACUGGGUGGGACAGGAUCAAUUCAACUCCCAUUAGUGGAGCAAGUAUUCUGGGGCCCGGGUUUCCUGGAAGUGAUUCGAUAGAACACCACCUUAGGCCCGGUUUCUAUCAGUUUAUCCGUGGUUCAUUCCCGCGUGUGUACGAUUCUCACUGUGUGGAAUGUGCGGUGGGAUUCUGUUCGUACAGGAUCGACGUGUUUUCGAUACGAAAACAUUGUGAGAACGGAACGGAACGGAACCUACGACUCGUGAUCUAACCACCGGCACCAGCAUGUCGCCAACGUUUUCCGGUAAUCGUACGGCACGCGAACCAACCCGAUCCUGAUAGUGCGCUGUUGGAGUGAUUGGUGCACCACCACCACCAUCACGUGGCUCGAAGCUCGCGGCUGCACUAGUUGUUAGUAGUAAUUCAACGAUCGAUAGUGUGUAGUCCCGGAAAUCGCAAAUCAAACCACAGUGCGUGUUGUGGGGAUUGUAAUCACGUGCAACCAUAACCGGAAAUGGCAGAAGUGAUGAGUGAAAAGCGGGAAAGCAGCAAGGUCGUCGAAGCGGGGGCCCUGGGUGGCAGCAAUGGUGAUGAGCACAUUGGCAACGGGAAUGUACAGCUGAGCGAUGAGGAGAUUAUGGCCGGUAUGCUGCAGACACGGUUUCUGCACGCUAAAAAGCUUGAUCCGGACUACUCGCAUCUGUUCAGGCGCAAAAACAUCGGGCAGCUGAUACGGUUGUCCGCCGUCAUCGUCGGCAUCGAGUUCCUGUACGCGGCGGAAACAGCAUUCGUUACACCGAUCCUUCUUGGAAUUGGCCUUUCGCACACCUUCAUGACGAUGAUUUGGGCUUUCUCCCCGGUGCUCGGUUUUUUCUGUGCUCCGAUGAUCGCCUCGCUCAGUGACACGAUCCGGUUACAGUGGGGCCGUCGGCGGCCCGUUCUACUUGCCCUUGGCAUAGCCAUGAUGGCGGGCAUGUGGAUCCUACCGCACGGUAAAACGAUCGGUGUGUUCUUCGGUGAUCCCGACGUACCGGUCGAUGAGAUGGAGGGCUUCCGGUGGGCCAUUCCCGUGACGAUCGUGGGUCUGGUGUUGACGGACUUUGAUGCCGAAACGAGCAACGGAAUCGCUCGGGCUUACUUCAUGGACAUGUGUACGCCUGACGAUCAAGCUCGUGUCCUAACGACGGCCAUGUUUAUCGGCGGUAUCGGCGGUACGGUCGGGUACGUCCUCGGUGCCAUCGACUGGAACCAAGCGAAUCUGAACUUUCUCGGCAGCAACGAAGCCACCGUGUUCCUGUUCGUGUUCUGUGUGGUCGGCAUCGGGCUUACGAUUACGGUCACAAGCUACCGUGAAAUCCCGUUGCCAGUACAGGAAUCCGAUCCACUGCUCCGACCGAUCUCGACCAGUGCGUUCGAAGCGGAAAAAGCGCGCCAGCUGGCCGUGUACAGUAUCUCGAAGGAGGUGAUCGAUCCGGUGAAAGUGCAACCGGAAGCACCACCGAUCGCCGAUGAGGACGAGAAGCCCCUUCAGUUGCGUGACUUCCUGCGAAACAUCGUCCGAAUGCCGCGCAGUCUGUUCAUCCUCUACACGACACAAUUCUUCUCGCAGCUCGGCUACCUCAGCUACUGUCUGUACUUUACGGACUUUGUCGGGGCGGAGGUGUUUGGUGGGGAUUCGGCGGCACCAUCGGACACACCGGAGGGUGCACUGUACGAGGAGGGCGUCCGGUAUGGGUGCUGGGGAAUGGCCGUGUUCGCCGUGUGCAGUGCCACGUAUUCGGCCAUCAUCGAGCGAAUGAUUAAGCAAUUUGGGGCGCGACCGGUGUACAUGGGUGGUCUGUUGCUGUUCAGCUUGGGUAUGCUGGUGAUGGGACUGUUUAAGGAGAAGUUCGUCAUCUUCAUCGUCUGCCCAACUGUUGGCAUUAUGUACGCAGGGAUGUACUCUAUUCCCUAUCUGCUGAUUUCGAACUACCACAGCAAAAACUCGUUUGAGGUUAAGGAUGGCAAAUGUGUAAAGAAUACGACGAAACGUGGCUUCGGUGCUGAUGUUUCGCUCAUGAGCAAUAUGCUGUUCCUGGCGCAGCUCAUAAUUUCGCUGGCCAUCGGGAGCAUCAUUGAUGCGGUCGGGUCCAAUGUCGUGGUCAUAUUCUCCGCCAGCUUUUUCUCCCUCAUCGCUGCCCUGGUGGCUUCCCGGAUCGUUUAUAUGGGACUGUGAUGUGACAGAGAGACAGUUGGAAAGUGUGGUGCGUUGGAAACGGAAAUGUGAUAACUUUUACUAAGCAAAGUAUUAAGCAAUAAAGUGGCCUGCCAAAGGCAAGUGAUCUUCUCA
Anopheles aquasalis is the source of this 2323-nucleotide messenger RNA. Its product is annotated as proton-associated sugar transporter A-like. Lineage: Eukaryota; Metazoa; Arthropoda; Insecta; Diptera; Culicidae. Gene Ontology annotation, molecular function: sucrose:proton symporter activity. Gene Ontology annotation, biological process: transmembrane transport. The record is from RefSeq and is a predicted model, not a curated record. Gene Ontology annotation, cellular component: membrane.